Molecule: messenger RNA, 587 nt
Organism: Schistocerca cancellata (South American locust)
Lineage: Eukaryota; Metazoa; Arthropoda; Insecta; Orthoptera; Acrididae
Product: grpE protein homolog 1, mitochondrial-like
Exons: 6
Coding region: 1-501 (166 amino acids)
Biological process (GO): protein folding; protein import into mitochondrial matrix
Cellular component (GO): PAM complex, Tim23 associated import motor
Molecular function (GO): protein homodimerization activity; adenyl-nucleotide exchange factor activity; protein-folding chaperone binding
Source: RefSeq, a predicted model, not a curated record
AUGCAUCUUUUGGCUUUACAGAGUGAUUGUAUUAUGUCACCUGUCACUACCUGGUGUAGAAUAGUUAAAAGUGAUAAAUACAAACGUGCACUUGCUGAUGGAGAGAAUCUCAGGAGAAGAAUGAUGAAGCAGAUAGAAGAUGCGAAAUUGUUUGGCAUCCAGAGCUUCUGUAAAGACUUACUUGAGGUUGCUGAUGUGUUGGGGAAGGCAACAGAAAGUGUACCAAAGGAAGAAAUUAAAGACACAAAUCCUCAUCUGAAGAGUUUAUACGAAGGUCUUAAAAUGACAGAAGUUCAGUUACACAAGGUUUUUAAGAGACAUGGCCUGGAACCAAUAAAUCCACUAAAUGAGAAAUUUGAUCCAAAUCUGCAUGAAGCCUUGUUUGAACAGGAAGUUGAAGGAAAAGAGCCAGGCACUGUGAUUGUUGUCACAAAUACUGGUUACAAGCUACAUGAACGCGUAAUUCGACCAGCAGUGGUAGGUGUGGCUAAAGCCAAAUAAGGUGGUGUCUUGUUUUGUAGGACUGUGUACGUAUGGUGAUUGUACUCAGAGGUGUGGAUGUCAUUAAGCCUUUAUUUUUUAUUAUU